This is a messenger RNA of Hyposmocoma kahamanoa, 1715 nucleotides long. Its product is annotated as oxysterol-binding protein-related protein 1-like. NCBI's taxonomy places the organism in Eukaryota, Metazoa, Arthropoda, Insecta, Lepidoptera, Cosmopterigidae. The transcript is spliced from 11 exons. The coding region runs from base 198 to 1715 and encodes 505 amino acids. The record is from RefSeq and is a predicted model, not a curated record. Gene Ontology annotation, molecular function: protein binding.
GGGGCGAGGCGAAUCUCUUUAUCAAAAUAUAAACAAACAACUUCCAAGGCUGUUCAGCGUGUUAUAUUCAGUUCAGUGGGCACCACAUAACGCAACAGCAACUAACCGUGACAGGUGAUAUCCAAUAUUUUUCAUAGUCACUUCGAUAACUCCAUUGAAAUCGGAGCGCAUGAAGCUUGGUUGAAAAUUGAAAAACAAUGAGCUCCAAAGACGAAGAUGGUCCUAAAUUGGAGGCUCAAGAAUCCCUACUAUACUCCUCACGGCAUGGGGAACUUUCUGUUGUCAAAGCUCUUCUGGAAGCGAGGAAAGAGGGGAAAAUCACACUGGACAUAAAUUGCAAAGGGCAAAGCAAGAGUAACCUUGGCUGGACCCCUUUGCACUUGGCAUCAUACUUUGGCCAUGUGGACGUGGUGGAAGCCCUUCUGGAUGCGGGUGCCAAUGUUGACGAGGUCAAUGAGACUGGAGAUACUGCUUUGCAUAAGGCUUCGUUUAUUGGGAAUGAGGAACUAGUAAUACUUUUACUGAACUACAAAGCAGAUGUGAAUAUAAUGAAUGGCGAGGGCCGCACCGCAUGCGACGUAUGCAAAACACGAGAUGUGCAAAGGUUACUAGAGGCUGCGCAAAGGGCGGAACGGCAACAGAGGGAACGUAGACUUCUCAAUGCUGCCAAAGAUGGACAUAUUGAGGAGAUACAGGAACUGUUGAGCUCUCCAAACCCGCCGAACAUCAACUGCGUGGACGCCUUGGGCAACUCGUGUCUUCACUGCGUGGCGUACCGUGGUCAUGCGAGGGUUGCGGUGCUACUUCUACAGAACGGGAUCGAUACUACGCUCAGGAAUAAUAAUGGUCAACUGGCAAUCGACCUUGCGAAGGAUAAUGAGAUCCGUGAGGUGUUAAGCGUUAGGCCAGUGCAGCGGCUGCAGCGCACCGCGGCACGGUUCGAGGGCCCGCUGCUGAAGAGAUCACGGUUCCUCGGAUGGAGACCGGUUUGGGCGGUGUUGCAACGCGGCGUGCUGCUAUACUACGGGUCUCGGGCAGAGGCAGCACGCGAAGGCAGCCGCUGGCGCGGGCGCAAGUAUCUGGACGCGGCCAAGCUGACGGCCCCCGACGGCGAGCCCGCGCUGCUUGUCAUCAACUUCAGCGACGGCGACACCAACCGUCUGGCCGUGCCGCAGGGCGACAGGGAUGUCGCCGCCUGCCGACAGAUUGAACGCAACAGAGUUUUAGAAGAGGCGUUAGCAGCUUUAGCAAGAACGCAUCACGCCCUUGAAAUGUCCGUCGCUGAAGAACUUACUAAGAGCAAACGAAAGAAGAAAUCGUCGUCAAAGUCAUCGGUAAACGAGUCCAAAGAGAAUUUCUUCGACGUAUAUGAAGGGUCGGAAGACGAGGACGACACGCUCGUGACGGCCGGUCUGUCCAGUCCACUUGGGGCUUUAAGUCCUUGGGGCAGCAGCCCCGAUCUUACGAGACGCACACCAAUCGGAAGUUUGGAUGGCGACAGGACCCCGACGAACGAAGAGCAGGAUCCCCAGCAGCACGACCCCGUCCGUCGCCUGUCGAACGACUCAGAUUCGGGGCAGUCCCUGCACACGGCCCUCAGCCCUGCCAGCUCGCGCGGCACCCUCGUCUCGCAAGGCGGACACGUCUAUCGCAACGCCAGACCGUAUCGGAAGAACACAAAACCCAGAAUGUUGGGCGAUGAAACGGGAGGAUGA